GCUUGUUGGCCCCGCACCGCACGCAGGAUCCUCGGCGGCGACGAGAGCCGAUAUUGCGAGUUGUGCCGGCCGUUCGUCAGUCUCACAGUGAGCCGGCGGAUUCGGUCUCAGUGAGCAGUCAGUGGCCGCGGCGGCGUCAGUCGGUGUGCGCGCGGCCUUGGCACCAGACGCAGCCUUUCUCGCUCGCUCUCGCAUCUCGCAGUCAGCCAGUUCGUUAAUCCCGGGCGGCGGAAAGUGCGUGCUUGCUCGUAAAGUGUGCCGCCGGACGGAAAAGAUAAAGAGCUGGCUGGACACGCGGCUGCCGCAACUCCGAGUCGCAGCAGCAACACAGCGGGUGAGGCGGAGGCGUGAUGCCCGCUCAGUCCUUCGUCAGAGCUGCUCUUCCCACAACUCAUUGCGUGCGAGAAUUCGGCUCUGAUUUUGCUGCGACCCCAACGUUGAGCGGACGUAUUGAAUUAUUCACCCGCCUGCUGCCUGGGGGAAAUUCGAGAAGCAGUUUUGUGUGAGGCUUGCUUGGCCACUGCCUUGCGGACUUGGUGGACAGGCACGCUUGGGUCAUUCAUGACGGGCUGCGGAUCUGUCGCUUAAUUUAUCCAGAGAGAAGUGAAAUCUGUGUGUUGGAUGCGGCGGGCGUGAAGUCGCAGCAGCAGCCGCGUGAUGCCCGUGCGUUUCUGCCUGCUCAUGCUGGCCACAUUCACCACCGUCCUCUCCAAGGCCUCCUUCUACUCGCAAGACCCGAGCACCGAAUUCUCGCUCACGUGCUUUACGUGCGUCAACGUGUCAAACAAUGAGGUGUGCAACCAGUACGCCAUCGACAGGCCGUGUCCGGCAGGAAAGACUUUUUGCCACACGCUACACGCCAUGGGGCAGCUCGGCGAGAGCUGGCUGGUCAACAAAAAGUGCGUCGACCGCUCCGAGUGCACCCAGGACUCUGUCGGCUGCAGCAGAAGCGACGGACAGACGACGUGUGUGUCGUGCUGCGACGAGUCGUACUGCAACGAGCCAGUGCCGCGGAACAACGCGACAGCCGUUCUACGCAACACGAGGAACGCCGGUGCCAAGAGUGCUGCGAGCACGUGCCUGAUGCUUCUUGCGGUUGGGGCUGUGGGCGCCUGGGUGACCUAAUGCCUCGUCCAUUGAGCGUCCAGUUUGAGCGGUGCCUUUUGACCAAAUACCAGGGACACAAUGAAUGAAAAAAGAGACUCCAUCCACCUGAAUCGGAGAAAAUGCUGCUGCUUCCGAGUGUGCACGCGCGGAGUGUUUUUAUUGUACAAUAUUAAUUAAUUACGUCUCACACGUGUCUGUUGCCAAAUAUAAUAUUAUGUGAAAAUUAUAUUGCGAUUGAGGCAGAACUGUUGUUAACAUUAAUAUUGAAUGUUGUUCAUUAAAGCCUACAAGAUUUGCUCGUCUUAUAUUUGUUUGAGAAUUUUUGUUAAUGUAACGAGCACUACUUGUAAGCUAGGAUUGUUUGAAUUAAUCCGAAGUUUUGACCAAACCGAGCCGGUUUCGCGGAAAUUCGCCGCUCCAACGUUCAUUUAAAAGGGAGAGCGAGCACUUUUCCUCCGGCUCUCCCUCUCGGAAUGUAUUAAAACACACAGGUGUAAUUAACCAACUCGCGCCUGCAGCGACAGCCGCUGCAGAGAGGUGCUAACUAGUCCCCCCUCAACUAACUAACACUCAUCAGUAUAACCAGAUGAAUAAUUUUAUUUAAUAAUCCGAUGACACAGCUGUAAGAAUAACAGUCAUCAAGCGCUGAUUGAUAUUUUUAAUUAAUGUUGAGUGUGUGUACGCGGACAGCCAUAGUGAAAAAAAUUGGGGGCGGCGCCAAAUCGAUUGUUCAACUAGUCAUCCAUCAAACAAUGAAAUUUCUGCAGAAUGUUCAACUCCCGAGAGUGGGAAUUUGGCUCUCUGGUUCAUGCGUACACGGAUUAAUAAGUUAUUUUACUGUUACAUGCAAAUAAAAAUUGAGUUAUAUGAAGAAAUACAA
Cloeon dipterum is the source of this 1987-nucleotide messenger RNA. Its product is annotated as ly6/PLAUR domain-containing protein 6-like. Bases 658 to 1125 code for a protein of 155 amino acids. The record is from RefSeq and is a predicted model, not a curated record. Gene Ontology annotation, molecular function: acetylcholine receptor regulator activity. NCBI's taxonomy places the organism in Eukaryota, Metazoa, Arthropoda, Insecta, Ephemeroptera, Baetidae. The transcript has 8 exons.